Molecule: messenger RNA, 1089 nt
Organism: Sphenostylis stenocarpa
Lineage: Eukaryota; Viridiplantae; Streptophyta; Magnoliopsida; Fabales; Fabaceae
Source: the annotation of a GenBank genome assembly
AUGGGUAGAGCUCCAUGCUGCGACAAGGCCAACGUGAAGAAAGGACCAUGGUCUCCUGAAGAGGAUGCUGCACUUAAAACCUACAUUGAAAAGAAUGGAACUGGUGGCAAUUGGAUUGCUCUUCCUCAGAAAAUUGGGCUCAAGAGAUGUGGAAAGAGUUGCAGACUUAGGUGGUUAAAUUACUUGAGACCUAACAUCAAACAUGGUGGAUUUACUGAAGAAGAAGACAACAUCAUCUGCAACCUUUACAUUAGCAUUGGUAGCAGGUGGUCCAUAAUUGCUGCUCAGUUACCUGGAAGGACAGAUAACGACAUCAAGAACUAUUGGAACACUAGAUUGAAGAAGAAAUUGCUUGGGAGGCGCAAACAAUCUAACUUCAACGGAAAAGACGCAAAUAGUGGAAUAGAGGAGAACUCUUAUUCAAAUGCCCUAAGCAGUUCAGCUCUUGAAAGACUCCAAUUGCACAUGCAACUUCAAAGCCUUCAAAACCCUUUCUCUUUCUACAAUAACCCUGCGCUGUGGCCUAAGUUGCAUCCUUUCCAAGAAAAGAUGAUCCAGAGUCUGCAAUCUUUGAGUGAUGGCUCUAACCCUGUGACGCAAGAUGCUUUGCCUUCCCCACAUCUCGAACAAGGACAAAAAGAUGAGUUCAUCUACAAGCCUCAACAUGAUGGUGCAAAGAUCCAUAGCCCACAGGUUCAUCUUUUGGAGAAUAUUCCUUUAAGUAACAGUGGAGUUCCCCUUGUUGCUUCUGGGAGCAAUAAUAAUCCAAUGCACUCAAGUCUUGCACCAAGAGCUGAUCAGGCUGUUGGACAGACUAAUAAUGUGGGAUUGCAGCAACUUGGUGCACUGCAAACUGAACUAGAUGACAUUCUCAACGACAGAACAAUGGGUUAUGUGCCACAUGAAGAUCAUCAGAUAGCUGAAUUUGAUUGUUUCAGAGAGAUAAAUGGCUCAAAGGACAGCUUGAUUUGGUGGUCCAAUGAUUCUGAUACCAAAUCAGCAUCCUCAAAUUCCUGGGAUUCAUCUACUACUCCAGCUCUUUUAACACAAGGGAUGUUCCAAGAUUAUGAACUGGGUUACAGUCUGUAG